Culicoides brevitarsis is the source of this 1441-nucleotide messenger RNA. RefSeq lists its product as uncharacterized. NCBI's taxonomy places the organism in Eukaryota, Metazoa, Arthropoda, Insecta, Diptera, Ceratopogonidae. The record is from RefSeq and is a predicted model, not a curated record. The transcript has 4 exons. The coding region runs from base 1 to 1314 and encodes 437 amino acids.
AUGACAAAUAAGAAAACGACGAAAAUUGGAUUGUUUUACGUCAUAAUGCUCAUUGUGCUUGCAUCGAUUGUGGAUAAUGUGAAUGCACAAACAAAGUAUAGUUUUGACAUCAAAUCCCUCACUGGCGAGCCAGAUUAUCGAUCUGUAAAUCUCACAUGGGAAGUUGAAGAUUUCGAAAAUGAAGUUGAUGGAGGUUCUGCUGAAGAAAUUCCUUUAUCAGCUGAAGAUGAAGAUCAAAUUCCUUCGAAUAAUCGGUCUUUUACUGUUUAUUAUUGUGAACUUCAAACAUGGGGAGCUCAUCGAUGCAAAUCAAAAGUUUUGGAAGACACUGAGGAACGAGAAGGAAAUACCAAACAAUACAGCAUGAUGAUCGAUCAUUUGAGGAUGGCGACAAAAUAUUCCUUCCAUGUAAAAGCUUCUGGGCAGAAUCAAGACCAAAAACCAAGUGCAAGAGCUGAUUUGAAUGGAAAUAUCUUGAAGGAUGACAGCGAGAUUCAAGGACAAACUAUCAUUAUUCCGACCAAAGGAUUUUCUGCUCAUGCCACAAAAUGCCUUCCUGACGUUUCCGAGAUCGAAGUCGAGACAGGUCCCUAUUUUGGCGGGAAAAUUGUCGCCGAAAACAACAAUUGCUUCACGCAAGGCAAUCCUCUGGAUGAUCGUUCCUCGUAUUCCAUGAAAAUCGAGCACGACAAAUGCGGAAGUCACGUAAAUCACGAAACCCUAACUGUCGAAACUUUCAUCACGGUUCAAGAAAAUCUCGGAAUUCUCACGCACAGCACGCGACGCUUCAUGGUAGUUUGCACCUUUCAACCUGACACGUUAACAGUUCGUGCUCGUCUUGCAUUGCCCGGCAAAGGAGGCGUCGAACCAAUUUCCGAUUAUUGGCCCGAACAAGGAAGAAGUGCUCGUGAACGUCAAUUCAAAAUGGUGAACAAGACGGCGUUGAUUUUGAAAGAAUCCGACGAAAUUCCGGAAAAUUUGACGGAAGAAGUUCACGAGGGAAUUGGCGACAUGGAAGAACUUACAACGACAAUCGAACCUGAAAAUGAGGCAGAAAAUCUCGUUCCUGAUGAGACUUUUAGACAAAAAACAAGCGAUCGAGGUGCCCGUUUCGCGAGAUUGCUUGACGAAAGACAACAAGUGCUCGAAAGCUCGUAUUCGAAUUACGCAAGACGUGCAGCGCCCGAUUUCACGGGAAUUUUAUUGACAAUCUGCGUGGCAUGCAUCAUGAUUGGGGCGUUUGUCUUCAUCGUGCAACGAGAGGCUCGUCGUUUCAAGCGAGAGACGUCGCCAGGCGCGAUAACAAAACCUUAGAUUACUUUUUUUUACUUUAAUUUUUUUUUUUCAAUUGAAAGACGACAAAUUUUGAUAAGAAACUCGGCAAAAUCGAAAUAUGACUCCUUGUUCGUUUGAAAUUCACGAAAAACGACGAAUUUUGGAC